Messenger RNA from Aspergillus lentulus, 474 nucleotides. Its product is annotated as anthrone oxygenase family protein. The record is from RefSeq and is a predicted model, not a curated record. Lineage: Eukaryota; Fungi; Ascomycota; Eurotiomycetes; Eurotiales; Aspergillaceae.
AUGCCUGAGAUCGCGUCUCUGGUCGCGACAGCAGGAAUAACCUCCUCUCUGUUCGUUUCUGGAGCCAUCUUUGCGUUCUCCGCUGGCGGCGUCAACACGUCGAAAUUAGCCACAAAGACCUCUCCAGUUUUAGCCGCGCGGCAAUGGCUGAACGUCUUCAAUAGAUGCCAUAAAAUUGGCACGCCCAUGGUUGUCUUCUCGGCAGGGUGUUUUGCGUGGCUGAAGUAUGAGACAAACAACAACAUUUAUCUUGCCGCCGCCGCUUCGUGUAUGGGCAUUGUACCCUACACCAUUCUCCUGCUCAGCGGACCCGAGGAGAUUCUUUUCGCAGCGGCAAAUAUGAAGGAGAAAACAACCUCUACUCCUGCGCCUCGUGAUAUUGAACGGGCUCUUGGUCGAUGGGAGGUUGUCAAUAUGGUUCGCAUUUUGUUUCCUCUUGUCGGCGGUGUGAUGGUCCUAGUUUCCAAGAUGUAG